AUGGCCAUGUUUUGGAUCGUCAGCUGCUUGGCUCUGGUGGGCUCUGCUUUCGGUUGCGGAGUGCCAGCAAUCAAGCCCCAGGUGAGCGGGUACAACAAGAUUGUCAACGGAGAGAAUGCCGUGCCUGGGUCCUGGCCCUGGCAGGUGUCCCUUCAAGACGCCACUGGGUUCCACUUCUGCGGAGGCUCCCUUAUCAGCCAGUACUGGGUUGUCACUGCUGCCCACUGCGGUGUCUCCCCCUCCCGGCACCGUGUCAUCCUCGGGGAGCACGAUCGCCAGUCCAACACCGAGCAGAUCCAGGUCAAGUCCAUCGCCAGGGCUAUAACUCAUCCCUACUACAACAGCCAAAACUUCAACAACGACAUCACCCUGCUAAAGCUGUCUUCUCCAGCCCAGAUGACACCCCGCGUGUCCCCUGUAUGCCUGGCCACCUCCAGCACCAGUGUCCCCUCCGGGACUCUCUGCGUCACCACUGGCUGGGGCAGAACUGGAACCACCUCAAGUCCUCGUUACCUCCAGCAGGUGGCGCUCCCCCUGCUCAGCCCAGCUCAGUGUAAGCAGUACUGGGGCCAGAACAGAAUCACUGAUGCCAUGAUCUGUGCAGGAGCUUCCGGAGUGUCCUCUUGUCAGGGUGAUUCUGGCGGUCCUCUGGUCUGUGAGAGAAGUGGAGUUUGGUCUCAGGUGGGCAUUGUGUCCUGGGGCACUAGCAACUGCAACGUGCGUGCACCCGCCGUCUACGCCAGAGUGUCCUACCUGCGCAGCUGGAUCGACCAGACUGUAGCCUACAACUAGGAGGUGAAGAGCGCAGUAUAGAAAC
Molecule: messenger RNA, 817 nt
Organism: Megalops cyprinoides (Indo-Pacific tarpon)
Lineage: Eukaryota; Metazoa; Chordata; Actinopteri; Elopiformes; Megalopidae
Product: chymotrypsin-like protease CTRL-1
Exons: 7
Coding region: 1-792 (263 amino acids)
Biological process (GO): proteolysis
Molecular function (GO): serine-type endopeptidase activity
Source: RefSeq, a predicted model, not a curated record